AUGGCAACCGUCGAUACUGUCACCCUGGGCGCGGCCCAUCCUCCCAAGGAAGCAUCCAUCACAGCCUUCAACGAGAUCGAAGUCGAGCUCAAGACCAAGCUGCAACACCUCCGCCACGAGAUGACCAAGCACGAGCCCGAGUACUUCGCAGCAGUCAAGAACAUGUCCGACAAGCAGCUCACCACCUUCUCGUCGGAUGAUCUAAAGGAAGUCCGCAUCGCCACCUCUGCCUACGGCCUCCACCUCUUCGGAAAAGUCCUGUUGCCAGAAUGCGACCUUUCGCACGCCUAUCCCGAGAAGGGCACGGACGCCUACUUCAUGUUCCGCGCCUUCAUCCCCGCCGAGGCCACCACGGCAAAGCUGCACUGCAUCCACACCGAGGAGGCCGAGAAGCCGGAUGGCGACAAGGUGUACCGCGCCAUCUUCUCGCAGCACGACAAGCUGGAGUGGUUUGACACGUGA
Molecule: messenger RNA, 462 nt
Organism: Drepanopeziza brunnea f. sp. 'multigermtubi' MB_m1
Lineage: Eukaryota; Fungi; Ascomycota; Leotiomycetes; Helotiales; Drepanopezizaceae
Source: RefSeq, a predicted model, not a curated record